GGGCCGCGGCGGCGGCGGGAGAUCGUGAACCUACUUCAUCCGCGGACCGGCUCCGAGUCGGUCGCUCAGUCUGUCCAGUGGUGGCCUGCCCGCGCGCACGCGCACGCGCACACGCGUACACGCCCUUUGCGCCCCGCCUCCGCGCGCCCCGGUGAACCGCGACCCCAGGCCAAGCGGCGCCGGCCGCUGAGGGAAGCAUGAGGGACUACGACGAGGUGACUGCCUUCCUGGGCGAGUGGGGGCCCUUCCAGCGCCUCAUCUUCUUCCUGCUCAGCGCCAGCAUCAUCCCCAACGGUUUCAACGGCCUUUCGGCGGUGUUCCUGAUAGGAACCCCCGAGCACCACUGCCGGGUACCGGGCUCCGCGAACCUGAGCAGCGCGUGGCGCAACCACAGUAUCCCGCUGCGCCUGCAGGACGGCCGGGAGGUGCCCCACAACUGCCGCCGCUACAGGCUCGCCACGCUUGCCAACUUCUCGGCGCUUGGGCUGGUGCCAGGACGCGACGUGAACCUGACGCAGCUGGAGCAGGAGAGCUGCCUGGACGGCUGGGAGUUCAGCCAGGACGUCUACCUGUCCACAAUCGUGACCGAGUGGAACCUGGUGUGUGAGGACGACUGGAAGGCCCCGCUCACAAUCUCCUUGUUUUUCGUGGGUGUGCUGGUGGGCUCCUUCAUUUCGGGGCAGCUCUCAGACAGGUUCGGUCGGAAGAAUGUGCUGUUUGUGACCAUGGGCAUGCAGACAGGCUUCAGCUUCCUGCAGGUCUUCUCGACGAACUUUGAGAUGUUUACUGUGCUAUUUAUCAUUGUAGGCAUGGGCCAGAUCUCCAACUACGUGGCAGCCUUUGUCCUGGGAACAGAAAUUCUUGGCAAGUCAGCUCGUAUUAUAUUCUCCACGUUAGGAGUGUGCAUAUUUUAUUCAUUUGGCUACAUGUUGCUGCCACUGUUUGCUUACUUCAUCAGAGGCUGGAGGAUGCUGCUGCUGGCGCUGACGGCGCCAGGGGUGCUGUGUGUGGUGCUCUGGUGGUUCAUCCCUGAGUCUCCCCGAUGGCUCAUAUCUCAGGGACGAUUUAAAGAGGCAGAGGCGAUCAUCUGCAAAGCAGCCAAAAUCAAUGGGAUCGUUGUGCCCUCAACUGUCUUUGACCCUACUGAGCUACAAGACCUAAGUUCCCAGAAGCAACAGUCACACAACAUUCUGGAUCUGCUCCGAACCCAGAAUAUCCGAAUGGUCACCAUCAUGUCUAUAAUUCUGUGGAUGACCAUAUCAGUGGGUUAUUUCGGGCUUUCCCUUGAUACGCCUAACUUGCAUGGAGACAUCUACAUGAACUGCUUCCUUUCGGGGGUGGUUGAAGUCCCGGCAUACAGCGUAUCCUGGGUACUGCUGCAGUAUCUGCCCCGGCGUUACUCCAUGGCCACCGCCCUCUUCCUGGGCGGCAGUGUUCUUCUCUUCCUGCAGCUGGUGCCGCCAGACUUGUACUAUUUGACUACAGUCCUGGUGAUGGUCGGCAAGUUUGGAAUCACUGCUGCCUUCUCCCUGGUCUACGUGUACACUGCUGAGCUGUACCCCACGGUGGUCAGAAACAUGGGUGUGGGAGUCAGCUCCACAGCAUCCCGCCUGGGCAGUAUCCUGUCUCCCUAUUUUGUUUACCUGGGUGCCUACGACCGCUUCCUGCCUUACAUUCUCAUGGGAAGUCUGACCAUCCUGACAGCCAUCCUCACCUUGUUCCUCCCAGAGAGCUUCAACAUCCCCCUCCCAGACACCAUUGACCAGAUGUUAAGGGUCAAAGGAAUAAAAUACAGGCAAAGUCCAAGCCACACAAGGGUGUUAAAGGAUGAAGAAGAAAGCCCUGCCAUCCUUAAAAGCACAGCCUUCUAAUACAACCUCCAGUAAGUCAGAACUUGAAGAGGAAAUAGGCUUCUGUCAGAAAAUGCUUGUGCAGACACUGAGCCCUGCAGUGACGAAGGUCUUUCUGUUUAUUCUAUUGACCCUGUUUCUGACUUGCUCAUGUUUGGGUGCCCAGACUCAGAGGCUGUGUGUGGUCUUAGAGUACUGUCUUCCCUCCAGGGACACCGUGGCUAUGGACAGACAACUUUAGCUAAGUCCCACCUAUUAUGAUGAUAGACUUAGUACUUCCUGAGACGUUAACUAUUCACUAGGGCCAGUGGGAUUUGAAAAGAUAGGCGAGGCAUCUGCUAAAUUUUGCAUUUUAAUUUCAGACUGCCCAAAAAGGCCCCUGAUAAAACUGGAUGUUCAAGUCCCCCCCACCUUUUCCCUUCCCCUUUCCCUCUAAUGGUUCACUUUAAAGGACAAGAAAUAAUUUCAUAGGGAGGUUGAUUUCUCGUGUUUGCUUGGUUCCAAAAGACAUUAACUGAGUGUUGCCUCCCCAGAGCAAGAGAGCACAGGCUCUGGGGAAACUUAAAAGUGUUUAAGAUGGAGUGGACUGAGCAGAAGCAGGCUGUGUGGGCAAAUGCCUUGAUUUGCAAGCCCUUGGACCACUCAGUAUGACUACUGGCUAGACCUGUUUACAUCUGAUCAAAGCACUAGGCUUGUCCAGGCCCAUAAGAAAUGCAUCAUUGAAUCCACUAUUCUUGUUUUCCACUACUGUGUAAAUCACACCUCGUAGCUACUUUGACUUAGUAUGUCUGGUUUGAAGAAGUAUAUCCAUGAGAAAAAAAGACAUGCAAACUUGUCUCUUCUCUCAAAACUGCAAUGUGGAUUUUGUUUUAUUGUGUUUUGUUUGUGAUUAUUGUUGUGGCUUUUUCUCCUUAUUUGCCCUUCAGAAUGGACUUGAGAAAGGCUGGUUCCUUAUCCUCCUGGUUUGUGUCUUUUUUUUUUUUUUAACCCAGAAUCCGACAAUGGCCUGCAGUUGCCACUUGUACAUGCAAAUCUUUGGCCUCACCAGCCUUGGCCACUAGCACUUCUCUGAGUGCCAAAAAUGAUGUCAUUGUGUGUGUUCCUUUUAUGAUACCUAAUCAUGGGAAAAAUUACAAAGAAGAAACUUAAAUUGUGUCCACAAUCCUUCAGAGAUGCUCACCUCAUCCAUGUAACAUUAUUGGGAAAUAGUUUGUGUUCACCAUAAUUGUCUUUUUUCUGAUUGUGGUAUUCCUGAAGCACAUGCUUUACCUGGUUAAAAACCAUAUUUUUGCGAAAGCUACUUAAGUGCUUUGGGAAAUGAAAAAGUUUUAACAAGUAAAAUGAUUUUUUAAAUAACAGCAGCUGCCUACAACUUUCAUUUCCAUAAUUUAGUGAGCCUGUGUCAACACCACCACCUGACUUUUCUCUGUCAGCUUGGGCUAGUUCUAGCAAUGGUUUGAGAUUAGCCUCUAAAGCUAAGAUUUAAUCCCUGUGCAUUAGAAAUCUUUACUCCACUAAUUGACUAUGGAUUGAACCACUUUUCUUUCAAAGUAUCAGGGUUCCCCUGAAAGCAGAGCCUGAGACCAGAACUUCUGUGGAGUUAGGUAGUUUAUUUUGGCAACAAGAGUCCAGGGAGCUGGGGUAAAGGACAGGGAGUAGAAUAGGAAAGGAGGUAGAGCCAAUACAAGGAAAGCCAGCGCCAAAGGUAGUGGUGCUCCAUCCAGCGAGAUUUCUGAAGAGCCUUAUGAAAUGAUUCUCAAAACUAUCUGCACCGUGAAUAAAAGGGGGAGCAUUUAUCUGUCAGUCCCCACCCAUCAAGGGUGCCCCACUGGUGUUGUCUACGCAUCUAUGAAUCUCAAAUAGGUUUCAGAUAAUCCCUUAGAUAGAAAGCAAAAGGUAAUACAUUGCAGACUCAAGAUGAUAGCAGGUAUUGUCUGUCACCCCCACAUGUCUGUUGGUUUGUCAUACUGUGGGGGGUCGUGUGUUGCUGCAAUGCUGGAAGCUAUGCCGCCAGUAUUCAGAUACCAGCAGGGUCACCCAUGGAGGACAGGUUUCAGCUGAGAUUCUAGACUAAGACAGACUAGGAAGAAGGACCCGGCAGUCUACUUCUGAAAGGCAUCAGCCAGUGAAAACCUUGUGAAUAGCAGCAGAAUGAAAAGAAUUAGUUGAUGUUCAACCAUUUCAAGAGGUGGCAUAUGAUCAGGAACCAAUGGUACUGAAGGAAGAAGUCCAAGCUGCUCUGAAGGCAUUGGAGAAAAACAAGGUUCCAGGAAUUGAUGGUGUAUCAAUUGAGAUGUUUCAACAAACAGAUGCAGUGCUGAAGGUGCUCACUCGUCUAUGCCAAAAAAUAUGGAAGACAGCUUCCUGGCCAACUGACUGGAAGAGAUCCAUAUUCAUGCCUAUUCCCAAGAAAGGUGAUCCAACUGAAUGUGGAAAUUAUAGAACAAUAUCAUUAAUAUCACACGCAAGCAAAAUUUUGCUGAAGAUCAUUCAAAAACGGCUGCCGCAGUGUAUUGACAGGGAACUGCCAGAAAUUCAGGGUGGUUUCAGAAGAGGACAUGGAACCAGGGAUAUCAUUGCUGAUGUCAGAUGGAUCCUGGCUGAAAGCAGAGAAUACCAGAAGGAUGUCUACCUGUGUUUUAUUGACUAUGCAAAGGCAUUCAACUGUGUGGUUCAUAACAAAUUAUGGAUAACAUUGCAAAGAAUGGGAAUUCCAGAACACUUAAUUGUGCUCAUGAGGAACCUUUACAUAGAUCAAGAAGUGGCUGUUCAGACAGAACAAGGGGAUACUGAUGGGUUUAAAGUCAGGAAAGGUGUGUGUCAGGGUUGUAUUCUUUUACCAUACCUAUUCAAUCUGUAUGCUGAGCAAAUAAUCUGAAAAGCUGGACUCUAUGAAGAAGAACAGGCAUCAGGAUUGGAGGAAGACUCAUUAACAACCUGUGUUAUGCAGAUGACACAACCUUGCUUGCUGAAAGUGAAGAAGACUUGAAGCACUUACUAAUGAAGAUCAGCGACCACACCCUUCAGUAUGGAUUGUACCUCAACAUAAACAAAACAAAAAUCCUCACAACUGGACCAACGAGCAACAUAAUGAUAAACGGAGAAAAGAUUGAAGUUGUCAAGGAUUUCAUUUGACUUGGACCCACAAUCAACAGCCAUGGAAGCAGCAGUCAAGAAAUCAAAAGACACAUUGCAUUGGGUAAACCUGCUGCAAAGGACCUCUUUAAAGUGUUGAAGACCAAAGACGUCACCUUGAAGACUAAGAUGUGCCUGACCCAAAAAAAAGCCAUGGUAUUUUCAAUCACAUCAUAUACAUGUGAAAGCUGGACAAUGAAUAAGGAAGACAGAACAAGAAUUGACACCUUUGAAUUGUGUUGGCAAAGAAUAUUGAAUAUAGCAUGGACUGCCAAAAGAAGGAACAAAUCUGUCUUACAAGUACAACCAGAAUGCUCCUUAGAAGCAAAGAUGGUGACACUGCAUCUUACAUACUUUGGACAUGUUGUCAGAAGGGAUCAGGCCCUAGAGAAGGACAUCAUCUUGGCAGAAUACAGGGUCAGCAGAAAAGAGGAAGACCCUCAACGAAGUGGAUUGACACAGCGGCUGCAAAAAUGAGCUCAAGCAUAACAACAAUUGUAAGGAUGGCUCAGGACCAGGCAGUGUUUCGUUCUGUUGUGCACGGGGUCACUAUGAGUCGGAACCGACUCGACGGUACCUAACAACAACAACAACAUUGUCUGUCAGGCUGCACCUCAGUGAAGCUGGUCAAAACUUAUGUGAACUGGUCACUGCAGCAGUGGCUGGAGUAAGUGGUGGGGCUGAGAGGAUUUGGCAUGUUGCAUAAGAGGUAUCUGAGAUAAAUGUGUUAUAUGUAUGUGUGUGUGUAUAUAUAUAUAAAUCUGUAUCAGAGGUCUGUAUCUGAGAGAUAUAUAUGUAUCUGAGACAUAUAUGUGUAUCUGAUAUACAAAUUUUAUAUCAGAUAAGGUUUGGGCUACAUGUUCUCAGGCUCAUAUGGAACACUCACCAAGAAAGACCACAUUCUGGGCCAUAAAAUAUACCUUAAUAAAUUUCAAAGAAUGGAAAUCAUACAAAAUAUACUCUCAGACCACAAUGGAAUUAAACUAGAACUCAAUAACAGGAAGAUACUUUUAAAAAUCCAAAAAUAUCUGUAAAUUAAACAACAUACUUCUAAGUAACACAUGGGUCAGAGAAGAGAUCUUGAGAAAUUUUAAAAUAUUUCUAAAUAAAGGAAAAUACAACUUAUCAAAUUUUGUGGGAUGCAGCAAAAGCAAUGCUUAGAGAAAAAUAUAUAGCCUUGAAUGAAUAUAUUAGAAAACAAAAAAGAUCUAAAAUCAAUACACUGAGUUUCCACAUUAGGAAACUUGAAAAGGAAGAGCAAAUUAAAUCUAAAGCAGAAGAAAAGAAAUAAUAUACUUAGAGCACAGAAAUCAAUGAAAUUGAAAACAGGAAAUAAAUAAUGAAAAUCACCAAAACCAAAAGCUAGUUCUUUAAAAGAUUAAUAAAUUGAUAAGCUUCUAGCCAGGCUAACCAAGAAAAUAAGAAAAAAUACAAUUUACUAAUAUCAGAAAGGAAGGUGGGUCCAUCACAUUUGAUACCAUGGCCAUUAAAAGGAUAAUAAAGUAAUAUUAUGAGCUGCUCUGUUCCCACAAAUUUGAUAACUUCGAUGAAAUGGACGAAUUUCUUGAAAGACACAAUCUACCAAAACUCACACAAAGAGAAACAGAUAACCCAAAAAGGCCUAUAUCUAUUAAAGAGGUUGAUGCAACAAUUAAUAACCUUGCAAAACAGAAACCACCAGGCCCAGAUGGCUUCAGUAAUGCUACCAAACAUUUAAAGAAAAAAUUAUACCAAUUCUCUACCCUCUUUUUCCAGAAGGUAGAAGAGAGGACGCACUUCCUUACUCAUUCUAUGAGUCCCGCAUUACCGUUAUACCAAAACCAGACAGACGUUACUAGGAAGAAAAACUACAGACCAAUAUCUCCCAUGAACACUGAUAUAAAAAUCCUCAAUAAAAUAUUAGCAAAUCUAAUUAUAUACCACAAACAAGUGAGAUUUAUUCCAGGCCGUUUGAACAUUUGAAAAUUAAUUAGUGUAAUUCAUCACAUUAACAAGCUAAAGAAGAAAAAUCAUAUGAUCAUAUCGAUAUAUCAGAAAAAGCAUUUAACAAAAUCUGAUACCCAUUCAUAAUAAAAACUCAGUAAACUGGGAAUAGAGGGGGACUUCCUCCACUUGAUAUAGAACAUCCUACAAAACAUCUACAGAUAACAUAAUACUUAAUGGUGAGAAACUAGAUGCUUUUCCUGAAAGACUGAGAAGACCAGGAUGCCCUGCCUUAUGACUCCUAUUUAACAUUGUAGUGGAAGUCCUAGCUAAUGCAAUUAAGACAAAAAAAAAAAAAAAAAAAUCCACAGAUUGGGAAGGAAGAAAGAAAACUGUCUUUGUUUGUAGAUGAUAUAUGAUUGUCUAUGUAGAAAAAUUCCAAAGAAUCAGGGACAACACCAAAAAAAAAAAAAGAA
This is a messenger RNA of Loxodonta africana (African savanna elephant), 7384 nucleotides long. RefSeq names its product solute carrier family 22 member 5 (gene SLC22A5). Gene Ontology annotation, biological process: transmembrane transport; carnitine transport. Gene Ontology annotation, cellular component: membrane. The record is from RefSeq and is a predicted model, not a curated record. The transcript is spliced from 10 exons. Lineage: Eukaryota; Metazoa; Chordata; Mammalia; Proboscidea; Elephantidae. Gene Ontology annotation, molecular function: quaternary ammonium group transmembrane transporter activity; ATP binding. Bases 198 to 1871 code for a protein of 557 amino acids.